CGGGGCCGCCCGCCGGGGCAGGGACGUCGCGGCCGGCGCGGCGCGGCAGGUAGCGCUGCCGGCGGAGCGGGCCGGGCCAGUCGGGACGGCGCUGGACCAUGGGGAAGGUGCAGCUGUUCGAGAUCCGACUGAGUGAGAGCCGCGUCGUCUACAGCCCCGGAGAGCCGCUGGCCGGGACCGUCACCGUGCGCCUGUCGGGCUCGCUGCAGUACCGAGCCAUCAAGGUGAGCUGCGUUGGAUCCUGUGGCGUGUCUAACAAGAUCAAUGACACAGCGUGGACCGUGGAGGAGCAGUACUUCAACAGCACGCUGUCCCUGGCAGACAAAGGGGUGCUGCCGGCUGGAGAGCACAGCUUUCCCUUCCAGUUCCUGCUGCCAGCCUCUGCUCCUACAUCCUUUGAAGGUCCUUUUGGCAAGGUCCUCCAUCAGGUGAAAGCUGUGAUAGACACACCUCGCUUCUCCAAGGACUACAAAUGCAACAAGAUCUUCUACAUUCUCUGCCCUCUCAACUUGAAUGACAUCCCUGACAUUGAGCAGCCCAACACUAUGUCAGUCACCAAGAAGUUCAACUACAAGCUUGUGAAAAGUGGCAACGUUAUCCUGACUGCCACUUCGGAUCUGAAAGGGUACAUCGUGGGGCAAGCGAUCCAGCUCCGCACCGACAUAGAGAACAAAUCGGGCCGGGACACCGGGCCCGUGGUGGCCAGUCUGCUCCAGAAAGUGGCUUAUAAAUCCAAACGCUGGAUUUAUGACCUGAGGACCAUCGCGGAGGUGGAAGGCUCAGGAGUGAAAGCCUGGAAACACGCAGAAUGGAAGGAGCAGAUCCUCGUUCCGGCACUGCCCCAGUCCAUUCUGCAGGGCUGUAGCCUCAUACAUAUUGACUACUACAUCCAGGUUUCCCUCAAGUCACCAGAGGUUUCCGUCACUCUCCCCAUUUACAUUGGUAACAUUGCUGUGAACAGGGUGCCCCUGAGCCCCUCCCGCUCCAUCCAGCACAUCCCAUCUGCAGUGGUACCCAGUGCCCCCCCGGAGGAAGAGGAGGCUGCCGGCGGUUACCACCCCAUGGACAAUGUCUCAAUCCCCACCAAAAGCCAUUCCCAGCAGCAGCCGUUCAGCUACGCCCCAGGACUGAGCUUCCAGGAGAUACGGGUGGACUCGGAGCAGACAGGCUCCCCAAACCAUCCCACGCUCUGCCUGUCGACGGGAGCCACUGUCCCUUACUACGCUGAGGGGAACGUGGUGCCUGUCCCCACGGCCAGCUCUCUCAUUUUGCCUCCGGAAUACAGCACGUGGGGGUACCCGUACGAGGCGCCUCCGUCCUACGAGCAGAGCUGCAGCAGUGCCAACUCCAGCAUCAGCAAUGGCAACUAGCCCACCCUGCUCCGAGUCUGCCGGCGCUGCGCACCCCGGGCGCCCCGGUUCGCCUGCCUACUGCAAAGUCUGGGACAGCACAAGGCGUCCUCUCAUCUCUGUGGCUGCUCGGUGGGGUAAAUGACACAUCCCGGCCUGGGCUUUUUACAUCUCUCUCUAAGAAAAGGGGGGUUGGGAAAACCAAAAAGAGCAGCCAGGGCAACCUGUGUGUGUGUAGGAGAGGUCUGGGGGACCGAACUGUCUCCCGCUGCUGCACCAAGAACUGGUUUUGCCCCAGGGACGCCCGCUGCAGCAGCCCGUGUUUAAAGUACUGUAGUCAACACUAACUGCUUUACUAUCGAAGCACCUGUGAUGCCUUAUCUGAAACGCUCCUGACUUGACAUGUCUCCUCUGUGGGUGAAGGCUGGGCUGUGUGGACUUUCUCUUCUCUUUUAGGGGCCAUAUGCUCUGCAGAAAUGGUGUUGACAGCCCUUCUUCCUUGUCCUUGUAGGUCCUAAGGGUAGCUGAAACAGGUUUCUUGGAGUAAACAGGUUCGGAAGGUCAGGGACUUUUAAAAAGCCAAAAGCACAAGACCUUGCUGUACCUGUGUUGUGGGGUGAGUGACUGGCAGCCUUUGGUUCUCUUGGCCCGCACUGCCUGUGUGCGGUGGGAGCAGCGGGGAGCUCGCUGGAGCACCUGCUCAUAAUCCAAGAGCCCUGGUGAGCUGUGGGGGGACAGCCCAGUGUCACCAGGGGGUGCCCACCAGCUUCUGGCCCUCUUGAGCAAGGGCAGCUCGUCAGAAGCCCUGUAGGAGAGUCCAUCCUGCUCACUGCUCGACCACAGUGCCCAGGAUCAACAGUCUGGUCGGUCUGCAAGCGGGGGGACCCGAUCCCUGUGUCCCAUUUCCCACCCCGCAGGGUGCCCUCUCCAUCCAGCUGCCGCUGCCUCCGGCGGGCCAGAAUUACGUGACAAUCAAGUUAGAAAAGUCUUUCCGAUGCUACCUCUGAGUCUGCCCAAGGACCCUGUCCCUGGAGCCCCUUCCCUUGGGGACAGCCCUCCCUCGAGGCUCAUCCUGGCGUCUCCUCCAGGUCUGCGCUGCCGAGCCAGCGCACGAGGGGAAACGUUCCCUCUGCAAACUGGUACCAGUUUAUCGCUUGUCUCCUGAGCCUUCUCGAGCCACAGCAGGAUGGGAAAAUGAGGGAGCAGGAACACAAACUGCUGCUCCUCAUUUACCACCCACGCUGGACCUGGCAGGUCGGGGGAAGAAGCUGGUGGAUGUAAACCAACAUAUUUCUCUUGCGUUUUCCCCCCCCACACCUUGUUUAGCUUGUUUAGUAUUGACUGCCCAAGCUGAGGAAACCACAAACCAGAUACGUAAGAGCCUCAGGCAUCCAGCCACGCAGAAAUUGUGGACUGCAGAGCUUUGGCACCUCUGAGAACUGGUCUCCAGCUGCCUCAUGCUGGGCAGGCAGUAGCUAAUAAACCUGUGGGGAGCGCACAGCCUCUGCACAGCCCCGGCAGCAGCUGGGGACAAGCCCUGCUUUGCACUCUUUCUUUGCAAAUGCUUUUUAUUUUAUUUUAUUUUAUUUUUUAUUUUAAGUGUUGAACCGCUUUAAGGAUAGUGUAGAGAAGGUGCCCUUCUGAGCAGUGCUGGCACAACGUGCACCAAUGGUGAUAGGAUGAUUGUCAUUGUCCCUGAAAAUAUAUAUAUAUAUAUGAGAUGAAGUUUUGUUUUUAAUGAUUGAAUUCAUAAGUACAAAUUUUAAUGCUGUAUUUAAUAAAUUAUUCUAAGAGAAA
This is a messenger RNA of Columba livia (rock pigeon), 3146 nucleotides long. RefSeq names its product arrestin domain containing 1 (gene ARRDC1). The coding region runs from base 99 to 1370 and encodes 423 amino acids. Gene Ontology annotation, cellular component: cytoplasm. The record is from RefSeq and is a predicted model, not a curated record. Gene Ontology annotation, molecular function: ubiquitin protein ligase binding; ubiquitin-like ligase-substrate adaptor activity. Lineage: Eukaryota; Metazoa; Chordata; Aves; Columbiformes; Columbidae. The transcript is spliced from 8 exons. Gene Ontology annotation, biological process: protein transport.